GGGCAUGCUGUCGCUGAGUCCCCCUUGGCAGCUAACUCCACCGCAAACUGCAACGUUCGUCUAUAUAUGAACACUGGUCCAACAGAUGUCAAUGUUGCGUUCUUCCCUCCCCUGCAUCAGCAGAGGAGGAUAUGGGUGCUUGAUACUCUCCGGCGAGAAGGCGUAUCAGAGAUCGUGGAUAUCGGGUGCGGCGAGGGCGAGCUUCUCACAACUCUAUGCCAACCCGCCCCCUGGCUAGGCCCACAAUCGCAAUGGAGAAACAGAUCACUGGCGAGUACGCAAAAUGCUGACGACUGUCUCGCAUCCAUGUUCGACGAUGUACUGCUGAACGAUUCCGAAAGCCGUGAUUUACAUCCUACCCGCAUUGCGGGACUAGAUAUCGAUACCGGAGUACUCCAAUAUGCAGCUGAAGACACUUCCCCCUCUUCUGCCAACCCACAGUAUACGCGUUGGGAACCUCUGCAGGUUAGCUUAUGGCAUGGCAGUCUCGAUUCCAUCAACCCCACGUUCGUAGACGUGGAGUGUAUCGUCGCCUCUGAAGUGAUUGAGCACUUGACUGACGAUCUCGUGCACCAUUUCGCGCCGGUGUUACUCGGCGUCUAUCAUCCACGCAUACUUCUAAUGACAACCCCCUCCUAUACAUUCAAUGCCAGGUUCUCGCCGCCGGGCAUGAGAGACCCGAUGGGACACCCCGAUCCAACUGGGCACACGGACCGCGUAUUCAGGCACGCCGAUCAUAAGUUCGAAUGGACGGUGGAAGAGUUUGCGAGUUGGUGCGCGACUGUGAGUAAGGAGUGGGGAUACACAGUAGAGGUGGCGAGUAUCGGAUACGCAUUGGAUAAAGAUCCAUGGGGACGAGAUAAACAGCUUGGGGGCGCAAGUCAAGUUGCAGCGUUUAAACGCAUGGACGAUGUGAACUCGAGGAGGAAAAGAGAGCGACGGAUCCGCACGGCGUACGCUGCACUGGAAAAGAAGGAACCUCACCGUCUGGUAGUCACUCACCACUUUACGGCCCAUCCGCAGGCUGGGCGACCUCAUCAGCUUGAGGAACUUGGCGCUGCUUUAUUACGCACAUUUGAGGGCUGGGGGGAGAACGUGCUGAGGGUCGAGGACCUGUGGUUUUCAGACGAUAUUGCUGUUCUGUGUGGAGGAUCGGUUGAGCUAUUGAUAGAGAUGGCAGAGAGAGACAGUCAGUUGUGUUUGCGGAGAAUUGCAGGCGAGAGAAAAGGGAAUUGGACGAUCGAGCUCCUGGGUGGGGUACAACGACGCAAGGACAACUGGUCUGCAGCACCCAUGUCCCAAGACGAAGAGGCAGUAGUGGGAGAGGUGAGCAUGGAUGAGGACCAGGAGCGGGAGUUCUCCAUGAACCCUGGAAUCAGUACGAACGCCUGGCCUAACAGUGAAACUGAUACCUGGAUGGAAGAUAACAGUUGGGCUGGAUCUUGGGUAGACGAGGGUGGUGGCUGGGGACGGGCUACUCCGGAACCUGUGCUUAGCUAGUACCUCAAUCUGAU
Pisolithus orientalis is the source of this 1514-nucleotide messenger RNA. RefSeq lists its product as uncharacterized. The record is from RefSeq and is a predicted model, not a curated record. The transcript is spliced from 3 exons. Gene Ontology annotation, cellular component: nucleus; cytoplasm. Gene Ontology annotation, molecular function: O-methyltransferase activity; RNA methyltransferase activity. Lineage: Eukaryota; Fungi; Basidiomycota; Agaricomycetes; Boletales; Pisolithaceae. The coding region runs from base 67 to 1500 and encodes 477 amino acids. Gene Ontology annotation, biological process: RNA methylation; siRNA processing; piRNA processing.